Molecule: messenger RNA, 917 nt
Organism: Amborella trichopoda
Lineage: Eukaryota; Viridiplantae; Streptophyta; Magnoliopsida; Amborellales; Amborellaceae
Product: furry
Source: RefSeq, a predicted model, not a curated record
CCCAUGCCAAUCAAAAUGACCGAAACGCCUUCCAACCAAAAUACCCGCCCUCUCUCCCAUUAUUCGUCAUCUUCUAUCCCAAAAACCCUCUGCUCUUCCAAACCCAUCUCUGCAGCUCCAAAAGAAAAAACUCUAACCCUAAUUAUUCUCUGGCAAAACCCUCACCCUAACUUCUCUCUCUGCUCCAGCAAUGGCUUCGUCUGCUCCAAAAACCCUUAUCCAAUCUGCCGUUCAAACCCUAAAAAGGUUUGUGAAGAAGCCAUGGGAGAUCACGGGGCCUUGCGCCGAUCCAGAGUACAAGAACGCUAUUCCUAGUCCCCUAGAAUACAGGCGCUUUUGCCCUGCAACUCCUCCUAUUAAGCCCUGUAUUCCCACCUCCGAACCUGAGACUGUGUUUGAUAUCAAGUAUUAUACCAGAGAUCAAAGAAGGAAUAGAUUGCCAGUUAAGAGGACGGUGUUGAAGAAGGCGGAUGUGGAGGCCAUGAUGAGGGAGAAAAAGUUUGAUUUGAGCGAUUUUCCUCCUGUUUAUGUAACUGAGAAGGUUCAGGAAGAUGGGAACUUGAGGGGUGGUGGUUACCAGAAAUAGGGAUGCGACCUCCUCAACCAAGCAAUCAACCUCAAAAAAGAAAGAAAAGAAUCGUACAGUCCUGGAUGUGCUUGACAAAAAUAAUGUACUAAGAUUGAACAUAGACCAGUCCAACUUUUGGAUGGUGAUAUCUAAAUUUUUGGGGACUCCAAAUCCCUUUUUUUCUUUUUCUUUUAAAUACUCAUCUGGUGUUCUAAAGUGGAUCCCAAACUUAUACUUUGACAAAAUGCUAUGGAGUAGGUCUUUACGUGAGGAAGUGUACACUGUCCUCCUACAGGAGCAUGCUACAUGCACUAGUGAUUGACUGUAAUAAUAUGGAUUUCUAUGGAUU